AUGUCACACAGAAGCGGAUACAGUCUGGCGCUGAUUGUCGUGUUUUGUCUUUUUGUAACGGCCUUUUGUAAGUUCCCAACUCUAGACCACUUAAAACCGAAAGCCAGCGACAAAAGCCAGGGCAGAGCGGUGGUGGAGCUGCUAAAGCGGCUGCUGGGGAACAGGUCCACGGAGUUCAUAGUGUCAGUCAACCGGAGCCUUUCCAACGACAGCCUGGAUGUGUGUGAGCUCAGGUCCACCAGGAACAAUAAGAUAUACGCUACAGGCAGCAGCGGAGUGGCCGUGGCUACUGGCAUUUACAACUAUUUGAAAUAUUUCUGCAACUGCCAUGUUUCGUGGUCCGGUGACCAGCUGGAUGUGCCCCGUCCUCUUCCGAGGGUCACCGGCGUCCUGCGCAUCAACACCCAGCACAGAUUCCGGUAUUACCAGAACGUGUGCACGUUCAGCUACUCCUCUGUGUGGUGGGACUGGCCCAGAUGGGAGAGAGAGAUAGACUGGAUGGCUCUCAAUGGGAUCAACCUGCCGCUGGCCUUCACUGGCCAGGAGGCCCUGUGGCAAGAGGUUUACAAGGCUCUCGGGUUGAACCAGUCAGAGAUCGAGGAGUUCUUCUCCGGCCCCGCGUUCCUGGCCUGGAACCGAAUGGGGAACCUUUUCAAGUUUGGAGGGCCCCUGCCUCAGUCCUGGCACGUGAACCAGCUCUUCCUCCAAUUUAAAAUCUUGGAGCGGAUGAGAUCCUUCGGAAUGAUUCCCGUGCUGCCGGCCUUCUCUGGGAACAUUCCCGCUGGAAUCCUCAGGCUGUUCCCAGAAGCCAAUGUGACCAGGCUGGGCCCCUGGUCUCACUUCAACUGCAGCUACUCGUGCUCCUACGUCUUAGACCCCCGGGACCCUCUGUUCCUGCAGAUCGGCUCCCUCUACCUGUCCCAGGUGGUGAAGCAGUUUGGAACAGAUCACAUCUACAACACUGACACUUUCAACGAGAUAACCCCCCCCUCCUCUGACCCCGCCUACCUGUCAGCAGUCAGCCGCUCCGUCUUUGCCUCCAUGACCGCAGUUGAUCCUCAGGCAAUCUGGCUGAUGCAGGGCUGGCUGUUCUUCAGUGACACAGCGUUCUGGAAGCCGGCCCAGAUUCAGGCUCUACUACACGGAGUGCCUCUGGGCAGAAUGAUCGUGCUGGACCUGUUUGCAGAGACGGAGCCAAUUUUCUCCUACACAGAGUCUUUCUACGGGCAGCCCUUCAUCUGGUGCAUGCUGCAGAACUUUGGGGGCAACAGCGGAUUCUUUGGCACGGUGGAGAGCAUGAACUCGGGGCCCUUCAAAGCCUUACAGUUCCCAAACUCCACCCUGGUUGGCAUAGGCAUGACGCCUGAGGGCAUUGAGCAGAAUCCAGUGAUGUACGAGCUGAUGAGCGAGCUGGCAUGGCGUAAGGAGCCGGUCAACCUGUCCAAGUGGGUGUCGCUGUACGCUAUCCGUCGCUACGGCAGCACGCAGGACAGCUUGACGGCGGCGUGGAGGCUGCUGUUCGCCAGCGUCUACAACUGCACCGUGCCACACUACAAAAACCACAACCACAGCCCCCUGGUGCACAGACCCUCUCUCCACAUGAACGCUGACCGGUGGUACGACCCGGCUGAUUUGUUCAAAGCCUGGAAACUGAUCAUCGAGGCGGCUCCGUCCCUCAUGUCCAAGGAGACUUUCCGCUGCGAUCUCGUGGACGUGACUCGGCAGGUCCUACAAGUCCUGACAACAAGCUUCUACCAGGAUAUCGCAGAUGCUUUCAAGAACCAGAAGCUGCCAGAGCUGCUGACUGCGGGGGGGGUGCUGGUGUACGACCUCCUGCCUGAACUCAACCGUCUGCUGAGCAGCGACCGCAACUUCCUGUUGGGGACAUGGCUGGAGAGGGCCCGCUCCUUCGCCCUGGAUGAGAAGGAGGCCCAGCUGUACGACAUGAAUGCCAGGAACCAGCUUACUCUGUGGGGUCCCAGCGGUGAGAUCCUGGACUACGCCAGCAAAGAGUGGGGGGGCCUCAUGGAGGACUACUACGCCCAGAGAUGGGGUCUUUUCGUUGAAACCCUGGUAGACUGUCUGGACACUGGACGGCCAUACAAGCAGGACACCUUUAACCAGGCCGUGUUCCAGGUGGAGAAGGGGUUCAUUUACAACGCCCGAAAAUAUCCGACCAAGCCUCAGGGCGACACGUACGAGAUCGCCCGCAGGAUCUUCCUCAAGUACUACCCCCAGGCCUUGAAGACACUAUAGUGAGCAGAGGAUUCAUUUUGGAAAAACUUGUCUCUAGUCACAGCAAGAAGAAUGUCUCCACCUCCAGUUUUCCAUGGCUGUCCCAAAACUGUGAAACAUUUUGAAAUGGAAACUCUAACACCUGGAUUUGCAGGAACAAUCUGUUUUGCACACAUAGCCAAAUCAGUGGAUAGCUGAGUAUGAUGAAGGGAACAAAUACUUUUACUUUACAUUCACACUUUAGAAAUAUUCAAUUAAGCCUUAUCAAACACAAGUUCAGCAAAAAAAAAAGUGUUAUGAGUGGUGCAGUGAUGACAAAUGGAUGUAGGCCAACCAUUGCGUGGGCUCCCUCAAAAAAAGCAAUGGGAUUUUCACAUAAAACAUUUAAAUUGGAAUGUUGCAGAAAAUAAGAUCUGUGGCAAUCACACUUUUUUGAUACUUCCAUGUUUUUUCAGCUGGAUAAUCUCCACAUAUUAACACAACUUUUAUAAUAGUUGAGGCAUAAAUGCAAUCGGCAGAAGUAAAAAGCUAACAUUAGGCAAUAAACUAACGACAUGGCUGCGUAUCACCACCGCUAAGCUAAAGACGGCUAAUGUUUCGCGUGAUGAUGUUUAGUCGUCUCAUUUAGUCACACUUCAGACAUUCACCAGUGAGGUAUUUACUGACAUAUGUAAUGUCAUUCAAAGAAGUAUCUUAAGCUUGUGAUAACCACAGAUUUUACUUCAGGCAUCUAACAAAAAAUACAUUCCGAAAACAGGAUGAUUUUUUUACAUUUCAGAACAGGUUUCAGAAUCAGACCAGGGGCCUGUACUACGAAUCAGGAUUUUCGUUUAGUGAGCUAACUUCCUGGAUUUCCGGUCCUACGACGCUGGUUCACUUCUUAGCGGGCUAGAUAACUUAUUCUGAACGGCUAGCGUGGGGGGUAUACUACGAAGCAGGAUUUUCGUUUAGCAAGAUAACUAUUAGGAUUUCCGGUACUACGAAGCUGGUUCACGUUUUAGCGGGCUAGAUAACUUAUUCUGAACGGCUAGCCUGCGCCAGAGCAGGAUAGGUUCCAGGAUAAGAGAGCAACUGUGCAGAGUUCUUCUUCUUCGCUUUAAUGGCGAAUCGCUUCCACUUGGAGCAUAUCGCCACUAUAUUGUUGAUUUAUUUAAUGUAUAAACUGCCCAUAUUGUUCAUGUAAAACAGUGUUCAUGUAAGCCUGCACAUUGAUUUUAUUUUUCAUUGAAUGUAACCAUUUCAAUAAGGAUACAUCUAUUACAGGUUGAGGUAAAAACCAUGGUGGAACAGCUGAUAACAACAGUGUGCAGAGUUUGAUUGAUUGAUUGAUUGAAAAGUUUAUUAACAGCUUGUAUAUUGGGUACAGUACAGAACAGCUCAAAACAUACAAUUGUUAAGGGGAUGCAGACCAGAGAAAGACUUUCGUCUUGUUUACAUCAGGGUCCCCCAUUUCCAAUUCAUCAGUUUAAAGCGAUCAAGUCAUAUUACAGGAUAAAGGAAAUACAAUUUAAACUGCCGUUGCAGUUCAAAUCACCGUCUGUGUGAACAUUAAGAGAAUAUCCCUUCCCAUCUUCAGAGCAAUCUGACUAUUAUAGCAUUAGCAUUAAGAAAGCUUACUUAAAUAUCUGCCACAACAUAAGUAACCGGAUCAAAGUAACAUUACGUAGCCUACUGUCCGCGGCACUGUGAGUGCAGACGUCGAUGUGUCCCAUUAUCAUCAUAUCGCAUCAUAAUGUAUCAUAUAUUUCCUUAUCUGAGUCAG
Molecule: messenger RNA, 3997 nt
Organism: Gymnodraco acuticeps
Lineage: Eukaryota; Metazoa; Chordata; Actinopteri; Perciformes; Bathydraconidae
Gene: naglu
Product: N-acetylglucosaminidase, alpha
Exons: 6
Coding region: 1-2256 (751 amino acids)
Source: RefSeq, a predicted model, not a curated record